Molecule: messenger RNA, 1560 nt
Organism: Monosiga brevicollis MX1
Lineage: Eukaryota; Choanoflagellata; Craspedida; Salpingoecidae
Exons: 4
Coding region: 1-1560 (519 amino acids)
Biological process (GO): cytoskeleton organization; plasma membrane tubulation; regulation of endocytosis
Cellular component (GO): cytoplasm; plasma membrane; endosome
Molecular function (GO): phospholipid binding; protein binding
Source: RefSeq, a predicted model, not a curated record
AUGCUGCAAUCUCAGCCCACCUCGAUCGGCAGUGGCCCCGCCGCUGGGCCGCGCCUGACGCCUCUCCAUGACGUCAAUGCCAAGAUUGCUCGCGCCAAUAAGAUGGCCUCAGCCCCCAGCUUUUGGAAGGUCAACAAGUACAAACGUGUGGUCAAGCGCGUGGAGGAUGGCGCCACAUUGCUUGAUGAUCUCAAAGCUCUCGUUCAUGAAAGAGCGCAGAUUGAGCGCAAGUAUGCACAGAUGCUGGCGGCCUUUGCCAAGCGAUGGGAGGACAAGAUUCAGCGCGGACCAGAAGAAGAAGAAGGCACGCUCCGCCCCGCGUGGCUGGGACUUUUAUCAGAAGCCACCCAGCUCAGCGAGACCCACGACAAGAACGACGAACGCCUCCGCACAGAGGUGGCAGACCAUAUUGCCGACUGGAAAAAGGCCAACUACAAAAAGCAUAUGCGGACCCACAAAACGGCAAACGACCAAUUCGUCAAAGCCCAAAAGCCUUGGGCAAAGCUGUUGCGGGAGAUGAAGCGGUCGCGGAAAGCAUAUUACGCUAGCUGUGAGGCUCUCACAGCCGCGGAAGACAAGGCUCGCGGUCUGCGUCGGGAGGGUGCCGCCAGCGAAGACAUUGCCAAGGCUGAAGCCAAGGUGGCCAAGCUGACCCAACUCAAGGCAGACAACCGAGCUCAGUAUCAAAACAACGUGACUGCGUUGGCUGGUGACCAGCAGCGCUAUGAAACGACCAUGUCCAAGGCUUUUGAAUUUUGUCAGGACCUCGAACAGCGCCGUCAGGACGCCUUUAAGGGCUUCAUGAACACAUACGGGCGUAUUCUGGCCGGGCACACACCCGCACAGUGUGAACCCCUUUUGCGCGACGUGCAAGCGGUCAACCCAGACGCCGACCUACUAGCCUACCACAAAGAUAAGGGCUCAGGCAUGCCCUUUCCCCGCCCCGUCUUUGAGGACUACGGGGCCAAGCCCACGAUCGAGUUGGUUGUCAACAAAGUGGAGGACCGCAACUCGGUGCCCUUGGCUAUGAAGCUUGUGGACCUGCCCAGCAAGCAGUGCUCGCGCAAGAGCCGACGGGACAAUGCGUCGUUUGGCUCGGACGAGGAGGAGGAAGAAGAAGAUGAGGAGGAGGAGGAGGAGCGCGAUUGGCAAGAUGACACGCAAUGGGAGGCGCCACCGGCCGCGGCGGCUGAGGAGCCGAUUUUGCCCAAGAUGCGCGCUCUUUAUGCCUAUCAGGCCGAAGAUGAGGAGGAAUUGUCCCUGAAACCUGGUGACAUUAUCGCUCAGGUCGAGGAUGAGGAUGAGCAAGGGUGGUGCAAAGGCGUACAUCUGGGCUCGGGUAAGACGGGCAUCUACCCAGCUCUUUAUGUAGAGCCGCUGCCUGAAGGCGCUGAUGACGGCGACUACUUGGAGAUGGUUGGGACGGGGGUUGAUGGCUUGUCCUCAACCAACGUGGAUCCCGAGGAGUCGCGGCGGCGCCGUCUCAAGCUUUAUGACAACUACGAAAACGGCACCGCCGUGAGCCCUGAGGCUCCAAUGGUGCCCGAUGCAGUCGCCUAG